Messenger RNA from Torulaspora globosa, 1518 nucleotides. RefSeq names its product proteasome regulatory particle lid subunit RPN3 (gene RPN3). Gene Ontology annotation, biological process: ubiquitin-dependent protein catabolic process; regulation of protein catabolic process. Gene Ontology annotation, cellular component: proteasome regulatory particle, lid subcomplex; proteasome complex. The record is from RefSeq and is a predicted model, not a curated record. Bases 1 to 1518 code for a protein of 505 amino acids. NCBI's taxonomy places the organism in Eukaryota, Fungi, Ascomycota, Saccharomycetes, Saccharomycetales, Saccharomycetaceae. The transcript has a single exon. Gene Ontology annotation, molecular function: enzyme regulator activity.
AUGGCUGUAGAUCUGAUGGAGGUGGAUUCACCCGCUGAGAGUGGUAGGAAUGAUGUGAAGUUUGCGGAGGAAAAAAAUGUGAACGAGGUGAUUCAAGUUUUGCAAGAAGUGGCCAGAACCAGCGUAACACUGGAUCCUUAUUUCGUGUGGAAAGGUUUGAAAGAGUUGAAUGGAAUGAGAGCUAGAUGCUUGAACGAAGAGACUCUUUUGGCGCUGAUCAAUUUGUUGUAUCCAGAUUCAUCCGCCUUCAAAGCUCCGCUAUUAAAGGCUAUCAACAGGGAGAAGAAAUGUACUGUGCCAAACGCCGAUGAGACUAGGGAAGGUUAUCCUGCCUCAUUUUAUGAGGUUGUAGAGGACAAGAGCAUUGAAGUGGCUGCGGAAGUUAACAGCUUUGUACACCUUUUGGUAACCCGUUAUCUCUUAGACAAUAAGAAGCUGGAAGCGCUGAAUUCAUUCAACAAAAAGGUGGUGAUUCCGAAAAUACUAGCUCUGUAUAACCAACGUACCCUGGACCUUAUCAAUGCAAAGCUGUGGUUUCAUGUGGUGCUGUGUGAUGAGGCGAGAGGCGAGCGGGCGAAUCUCGAGACUCGUUCUUCGAUGAUCAAGUUCCUGAAAGUGGCAUCUCUAAAGCAUAAUAGCGAGACGAAAGCUAUGCUGAUAAGCUUGCUAUUGAGAAGUUUCUUGGCAACCGGCGAGAUCGAAGCGGCGGCCGAUUUCAUGGCGAAAGUCGAGUUUCCUAACAGUGCUGAUGUCUCCAGCUCGCUUGAGGCCCGGUACUAUUUCUACAUGUCCAAGAUCAAUGCCAUUCAGCUCGAUUAUUCCACAGCAAACGAGUACAUCAUUGCUGCCAUAAGGAAAGCACCAAAUACUGCCAAUAGCCUAGGCUUCCUGCAGCAAGCUAACAAGCUACAUUGUGUCAUCGAGCUUCUUAUGGGCGAUAUCCCAGAUUUAUCCUUCUUCCACCAGGCUGGUAUGCAGAGAUCGCUCGAGCCUUACUACGACCUGAGCAAAGCCGUCAAGCUGGGUGAUCUAAAAAAAUUCACAUCUGCAAUAGCAAAGUACAAGCCUCAGCUUAUCAAAGACGGUAACUAUCAGCUCUACGUCAGGCUGAGAUCAAAUGUCAUCAAGACAGGUAUCCGCAUCAUAUCUUUAACCUAUAAAAAGAUCUCUCUAAGGGAUAUUUGCCUGAAACUGCGUCUCGACUCCGAACAAACCGGCGAGUACAUGGUCUCUAGGGCAAUAAGAGACGGUGUCAUUGAAGCCAAGAUAAACCACGAACAGGGAUACAUCGAGACAAGCGAGCUAUUGAAUGUUUACGAUACCGAUGAACCUCAAGCCGCGUUUGACGAAAGAAUUACUUUCGUUAACCAACUCCACGAUGAAAGUCUUCUUGCCAUGAGGUACCCGGAGGACAACAAGGGCAAGAACAAUGCCAAUGACGAGGAUGAGUUCCUCGACGGUGAACUACUCGAAGACCUUUCCGAUUUUUCCGACAUUGACGGCCUUGGCUUCCUCUGA